Molecule: messenger RNA, 1128 nt
Organism: Eimeria tenella
Lineage: Eukaryota; Apicomplexa; Conoidasida; Eucoccidiorida; Eimeriidae
Product: transaldolase, putative
Exons: 6
Coding region: 1-1128 (375 amino acids)
Biological process (GO): pentose-phosphate shunt; carbohydrate metabolic process
Cellular component (GO): intracellular anatomical structure; cytoplasm
Molecular function (GO): transaldolase activity
Source: RefSeq, a predicted model, not a curated record
AUGUCCCUCGCAUCCCAGGAAAUGCCGAACUCCAAGACCACCCAGAAGCGGCGGGGCUCCACGGACGGCUCGGGGGCCCACGGGCCUGCGCAGAAGGCGCAGCGCACUGCGGAGAAGUCGGCUGCAGGCAGCAGCGGCAGCAGCAGCAACGCGGGCAGCAGCAGCAGCGCGCUGCAGCAGCUCGCGCGGCUCUCCACGAUUGUUGCAGACUCUGCAGACUUCGAAGCCAUCAAGGAAUUCAGCCCCACAGACGCAACUACCAACCCCACCCUCGUGCUGCAGGCCGUCAGCAACUCCAAAUAUAAAAAUCUUUUCCAAAAAGCCAUCAACGAGGCCCAGGAGGCCUCCAAGGGCAAGGACCUCGAGGCUACAGUGGAAGAGGCCGUGGACCGCGUGCUUGUGGGGUUUGGAAUGGAACUUUUGGAAAUCAUUCCCGGACUUGUCAGCACUGAAAUCCCCGCAGAGCUUUCUUUCGACACGGAAGGGUCUGUGGCUCGUGCGCGGCGAAUAAUAGAACUGUACAAGUCGAAGGGAAUUUCCAAAGACCGAAUUUUAAUAAAAGUGGCAGCAACCUGGGAAGGCAUUCAAGCGGCCAAGCAGCUCAAGGAAGAAGGCAUCAACUGCAACAUCACUUUGCUCUUCAGCCUCUGCCAGGCGGUGGCCGCGAGCGAGGCGGGGGCGUUUCUCGUGUCGCCGUUCGUGGGGCGAAUUCUGGAUUGGCACAAAAAGGCGAAUCCGGAAAAAGAUUUUGCUGCUGCUGAAGACCCCGGCGUGAAGAGUGUCUCCCAAAUCUACAACUACUUCAAACACUUCGCCAGCAAGACGGUGGUGAUGGCGGCCUCCUUCAGGAACACCGAUGAAAUCCUGCAGCUGGCGGGCUGCGACAAGCUGACGAUCUCGCCGAAGCUGCUGCAGCAGCUGCAGCAAAUGGGCGGGGAGGUGAGCGCGAAGCUGUCUGUACAGUCCGCGAAGAAGCAGCAAAUUGCAAAGUUGCAUUUGGACGAAAAGACUUUUCGCUGGAUGUUGAAUGAAGACGCAAUGGCCACGGAGAAGCUGGCCGAAGGCAUUCGCAACUUUGCUGCAGACAUGAACAAGUUGAAGGACCUCAUCCGCCAGCAGCUGCAGUGA